Necator americanus (New World hookworm) is the source of this 378-nucleotide messenger RNA. RefSeq lists its product as uncharacterized. Lineage: Eukaryota; Metazoa; Nematoda; Chromadorea; Rhabditida; Ancylostomatidae. Bases 1 to 378 code for a protein of 125 amino acids. The transcript has a single exon. The record is from RefSeq and is a predicted model, not a curated record.
AUGGUGAAUCCGUGUAGUUUGCGUGGCGAGUUGGUUAUCUUGGCCUUUGGCGGCACGGACAUCAAACGUGCCGCCAUCCGCUGCAGCUAUCCAUCGUCGAAGUCAGUUCGGCCGAGUGUGUGUGGCCUCGCCUCGACUCGUCGUCUCGCCGAGAUUUCUCGCCGAGAGGCGGCGGCGGCGGUCGCUCCACUCUCGCGGUCCUCGUCGUCGUUGGUUAGUUCGUGCUGCUGCCAUCACCAUCGCGCCCUCAGCGGAUCGGCAUCGAGUCGGCGAGGACCCAUCGAGUCUCAUCCAUCAAAGCGCUAUGAACAUACGCCGCCUGCCUCUCAACUAGACAUACGGCCAACGGCAACGAAGAGCUACCGUAAGCCUUCGUAA